AAAUUUGCAUUGCUUUCAUGCUAGUGCCGAUGCCGAUGCCGAUGCCGAUGUCGAUGUCGAUGCUGAUGUCGAUGCUGGUGCUGGUGCUGGUGCUGGCGCUGGCGCUGGCGCUACUGAUGAUGCUUAA
Acanthocheilonema viteae is the source of this 127-nucleotide messenger RNA. Lineage: Eukaryota; Metazoa; Nematoda; Chromadorea; Rhabditida; Onchocercidae. The record is from the annotation of a GenBank genome assembly.